UCCCGGCGCGGCCGCCGCCUCCCGCGCACACACGGCCAUGGCGGAGGCCUCCUCGCUGGAGAGGCAGAGCCCUCGCGUGGCCUCCUGCCUCACUCACAGCCUGUGCCCCGGGGAGCCCAGCUUGCAGACAACAGCAGUGGUGUCCAUGGGCUCUGCAGACCAUCAGUUCAACCUUGUUGAGAUCCUGUCACAGAACUACGGCAUUCGGCAGGAGUGCGACCAGGCUGCAGGAGACCCAGGGAAGCCGGAGGGAGAGUUGGAGAAGGACUUCAUCUCCCAGAGCAGCGACAUGCCCCUUGAUGAACUGCUUGCCCUCUAUGGCUAUGAAGCGUCAGACCCCAUCUCGGAGCGGGAGAGCGAGGGCAGUGACACCACAGCCAAUCUCCCUGACAUGACCCUGGACAAGGAACAAAUAGCGAAGGAUUUGCUUUCAGGGGAAGAAGAGGAAGAGACACAGUCCUCGGCUGACGACCUUACCCCGUCCGUGACCUCCCAUGAGGCCUCCGAUCUGUUUCCUAACCGGAGUGGACCCUGCUUCCUGGCUGACGGAGACAAAGAGCCUGGCUCCUCCACCUCGUCCGACACAGAGGAGGACCCUCUUCCUGCCAACAAGUGUAAGAAGGAGAUCAUGGUUGGGCCUCAGUUCCAAGCUGACCUCAGCAGCCUGCACUUGGACCGCCAUGGUGAGAAAAUCUAUGAGAAUGACGACCAGCUGCUUUGGGACCCCAACGUCCUCCCUGAGAGGGAGGUGGAGGAGUUCCUGUACCGGGCAGUGAAGCGCAGGUGGCACGAGAUGGCUGGGUCUCAGCUCCCGGAGGGAGAAACGGUGAAAGACAGCGAGCAGGCACUUUAUGAGCUGGUGAAAUGCAAUUUCAACGCAGAGGAGGCUCUGCGGAGGCUGCGAUUCAACGUGAAGGUGAUCCGAGAUGGGUUCUGUGCUUGGAGCGAGGAGGAGUGCAGGAACUUUGAGCAUGGCUUCCGAGUGCACGGGAAGAACUUCCACCUGAUCCAGGCCAACAAGGUACGCACGCGGUCCGUGGGCGAAUGUGUGGAGUACUACUACCUGUGGAAGAAGUCCGAGCGCUACGACUACUUCUCCCAGCAGACGAGGCUGGGCCGGAGGAAAUACGGCCCGUCUGGAGCCACGGAUGUAGACCAGGACCUGGACAGCAGUGACCCUGAUGGCCGCCCCCACUCCUCACCGCCUCUGCCCCCUACUGCCGACAGCCUGGGCUCUGAGCAGGACCCCCUGGCACGGAUGCACACAGAGCCGCUGAGCGUAGAGAGCGCGGCCGGCAGUCUUGGUGAGCCUGGGGAGAGCUCCGACAGCCUCCCGUCCUCGGAGCCAGGGCCUUGUCCGUUUCAGCAGCUGGACACGCCCCCAGCUGUGCCCCUGCCCAGGCGGCCCCCAGCCCUGGCCGAACCAGCCUUCUACCCCCCGGCCACAGCCACUCCGGAGCCCAGCACCAGCCCGAGAUUGGCUGUGGACUUGGCCCUGCCGGGGGCCCUCCCCGAGGAGCUGCCCCUCAUCUCUAGCCACGUGGAUAUGAAUGGAGAGUCUGAGGAGGCUGUGGCCCCAGCACAGGUGGCCUUGUCGGUCACUGAGUUUGGACUCAUCGGCAUUGGGGACGUGAAUCCCUUCCUGGCCGCCCACCCAGCGUGCCCAGCCCCCGGGCUGCACUCGGAGCCCCUGUCACAGUAAUACACUCAUAUGGUUCAAAACCCAAAAAGGUACAAACGGGGCCAGUGCCAGGCUCCUCCCACCCCUGCCCCGGCCACCAGCCCUCCCCAGGCGCCAAGGACAGUGCUGCCUUGGGGAGCCUGUCAGCCAGCACGAGUGAAAACACGGUCUGCUGGGGGCGGCAAGGUCGGGAGCCAUGGUUUCAGCCCACGGCGCCGAGGCCGUGCCUUCAGUGGGACUGGACUGACCCUCACCCUCUCUCGGUCUCUCCCCUGCAGCUGUAACGUGAUGACGUGUUGAGCUCUGGCCGCGGGCGGCACGUGUGGCCCGGACAGGACGCGGGGCCACCGCGGGGCCUGCCUCUGCCAGUCUUCCCGACCCCUCCCCUCCUUGUGGGUCCCGGGUCACGCCGCCUCUGCUUCAGAACGCGUCAAGGACGGGGGUGAGCGGUGGCUGGGACGCUGCCCUGCCCUCCUCACACACAGACUGGCGCUCUCAGUGCCCAGCACCACUGUUCGUGCUGUCCAGGCCGCUGCCCCCACCGCAGGACCCGCCAGGCAGCUGGAUGCAGAGGGCCCGGCCCCGUCUAGCCAGCAGAGGAAGGUGUCCCUGCCCCAUCGGGGAGGUGGGAGAUGGGGCGGGAUGCUGCCCCACCAGCAGCCUCCGCCCGGGGCGCCCUCAGCCCUCCGCUUGGCUCUGUCUCCCUGCACCUGGCAGGGCCUCAGGCUGCCCCAGCUCGGGGGUCGUGGGCAGCUGCUACUCGGUGCCAAACCCCUUGGGGCACAGAGCCAUAUACCUCGAUGUCGGCCCCGCCCACCCUCGACCUCUGCCCUGCUCUCCUCGUCAGGAAAAGCCGCACUUUACCCCACACCUGCCUACCCCCUCUCUCCAGCCAGGAGUAGCCUCGGGGGUGGGGUCGAGGGGACAGGUGACCCCCCACCCCCCCGCCCCCUUGGUACCAAGGCACCGAGGGGGCUGGCUCCAGUCCGUUCCCCUGACCCCGUGGGUCAUAUUUCUGUUGAAGCUCCCCAGCAAGAUGGUUUGGGGGCCCGGUCCUUCUCUCUCCCAGCUUUCCUCAUUUUAUUUAUGUUUCUGUUUACAAAUUGGAGUGGGGUCCUCCAUGGGGCCAGGGCAGUGCUCCCCAACCCCCGGGUGUCACCAGGAGAGGGUUUUGGCUCGAGCCCGUCUGCAGACUUGGCCUCGACCUUCCCUCACCCCACCAAGGACCACACUGUGAAGUGAUAACUGCCUUGAAUCCCUUGCUGUUUUAUUUAUUAAACUUGAUUUGAAGCCCA
Molecule: messenger RNA, 2976 nt
Organism: Prionailurus viverrinus (fishing cat)
Lineage: Eukaryota; Metazoa; Chordata; Mammalia; Carnivora; Felidae
Gene: MIER2
Product: MIER family member 2
Exons: 14
Coding region: 38-1702 (554 amino acids)
Biological process (GO): negative regulation of transcription by RNA polymerase II
Cellular component (GO): nucleoplasm
Molecular function (GO): transcription corepressor activity; histone deacetylase binding
Source: RefSeq, a predicted model, not a curated record